This is a messenger RNA of Hemisphaericaspora subhashii, 1530 nucleotides long. It is a transcript of the gene GAL1, whose product is annotated as galactokinase. The coding region runs from base 1 to 1530 and encodes 509 amino acids. Gene Ontology annotation, biological process: galactose metabolic process; carbohydrate phosphorylation. NCBI's taxonomy places the organism in Eukaryota, Fungi, Ascomycota, Pichiomycetes, Serinales, Debaryomycetaceae. Gene Ontology annotation, cellular component: cytosol; cytoplasm. The record is from RefSeq and is a predicted model, not a curated record. The transcript has a single exon. Gene Ontology annotation, molecular function: galactokinase activity; ATP binding.
AUGUCUUCAGUAGUUCCUGUUUUUGAAGAUUUAUCCUUCUAUUCUAAUCCAAAAGGUCAAGAAGGUAGAUAUAAUGAAUUAACUUCCAAAUUCAACCAAUAUUUCCCCGAUGCCAAAAUUGAUUUCUUUUCUCGUUCUCCCGGGAGAGUAAAUGUUAUUGGUGAUCACAUUGAUUAUAAUUUCUUCCCAGUAUUACCUAUGGCUAUUGAAGUCGAUGUGGUUGCUGCUGUUUCAAUUAAUGAAUCAAAUAAAAUCAAAAUCACCAAUGUUGACAACGACGACUUCCCUGCUCAAACCAUUGAAAUCCCAGGUGAUCCAAAACAGACCGUUUCAAUUAGUCAAGAACAUAGUUGGGGUAAUUAUUUCAAAUGUGGUUUAAUUGUUGCUCAUAAAUUCAUGAUGGAAAAUAGAGGUUUGACUACCAGUUUGAAAGGAAUGAAUCUUACGUUUAGUGGUACUGUUCCAACCGGUGGAGGUUUAUCUUCAUCUGCUGCAUUCUGUGUUGCUUCCACAUUGGCCGUGUUAUAUGCGAAUGGAGUCAAAGACAUUACUAAAUCCGAUCUUACUAAGAUCACGGUUGUUUCUGAACAUUAUGUCGGGGUUCAAACUGGUGGUAUGGAUCAAUGUGCAUCUGUAUAUGGUGAGAGUUCCAAGGCAUUGCUUAUUCAAUUCAAGCCGGAAUUAAAGGGUAUUCCAUUUGAAUUCCCAGUUAAGGAUUUAACUUUUGUUAUUACUAAUAGUUUACAAGUUGCUAAUAAACAUGAAACUGCUCCUAUUCAUUAUAAUUUACGUGUUGUUGAAAUGGGUAUUGCUUCUGAUUUAUUAGCUAAGAAACUUGGUCUUAGUGGAUUACCACAAGAUUCUAAUGUUAAAUCCAGUAGUUUAAGAGGAGUUAUGGAUGGGUAUUAUACUUCUGUUUUGAAGCAAGAUGUUUGGGAUGGUAACAAUAUUGAAAUUGGUAUUCAAAGAUUGAUCACUAUGACUGAAAAAGUGGAACAAGAAUUAACUAAUCAAGUUGGAUAUAGUGUUGAAGAAUGCUGUCAAGAAUUAGGAAUUUCCGAAGAAGAAUUCAAAAUCAAAUAUUUAUCAAUUUUCCCAGUUAGAUUUGAUAAGUUAAAACUUUAUCAACGUGCCAAACAUGUUUAUAGAGAAAGUUUAAGAGUUUUAGAAACUCUUAGACUUUUGAAAUCUAAUAUUACUGAUCCAGUAGAAUUCUUAAAUCAAUUUGGUAAAUUGAUGAAUGAAUCUCAAUUAGAUCUUGAUGCUUUAAACAAUUCUUCAAAUGAUAAACUUAAUGAAAUUUGUUCCAUUGCUCUUGCUAAUGGUGCUUAUGGGUCUCGUAUUACUGGUGCUGGUUGGGGUGGAUCUCUUGUUCAUUUAACUACUACUGAUAAGGCUGAAACUUUGAAACAAGCCUUUAUUGAUCAAUAUUAUAAGAAAGAAUUCCCUGAAAUUACUCAAGCUGAAUUACUGGAAGCAAUUAUUGAUAGUAAACCAGCAACUGGAAGUUGUGUUAUUACAACAAAGUAA